AUGGCUGCGUUGCUCUUUCUAAGCCUUCUUUCAUCACUCUCCUUCCAGUUUUGCUCUUGCGAUUCCCGAUGGCAGACUAUGACCACUGGAUCAUACAUGACACCAGAAAAUCAUGAAAGAAUCUUCCUUCUCUCACCAGAUAGCACCUUCUCUUGUGGCUUCCAUCGAGUUGGAACUAAUGCUUUCAAUUUCGCCAUCUGGUACACCACCGUGAAAACGGUUGUCUGGACGGCAAAUCCCUACUCGACUGUGAAUGGCUACAGUUCCCCAGUGAACCUUUACGGAUCCAGGAUAUCGCUGAAUAAGGAUGGAAACCUGGUCCUGACAGAUACCAAUGGCUCGACAGUAUGGGAAAGCAAGACAUCUUCAGGCAAGCACACAAUUGUUUCCCUCCUAAACACUGGCAACCUUGUAAUCAUUGAUUCUGGCAACAAAACUGUGUGGCAGAGCUUUGACUCACCAACAGACACCCUGCUCCCUAGGCAGAACUUGAAGAAAGACACAAGGUUAGUCUCUGGUUACCAUUACCUCUAUUUUGACAACGACAACAUCUUGCGCCUAUUGUAUGAUGGCCAAGAGAUCACAAGCAUCUACUGGCCAAGGUUAGAUUACAAUGCACUGGCAAACGGACGCAAUAGAUAUAACAGCACCAGGGUAGCAUUUCUCGAUGACGAGGGUAAUUUUGUGUCAAGUGAUGGGUUUAAGAUAGUGGCUUCAGAUUCAGGCCCCGGCGUCAAGAGGAGGAUUACAAUUGAUAAAGAUGGCAAUUUCAGAAUGUACAGCUUGGAUGCAUCGACAUGGAGUUGGGUGAUCACGGGGCAGGCUGUAAUACAGAUGUGCUAUGUGCACGGAUUAUGCGGUAAGAAUGGUCUUUGUGACUACUCAGAAGGCCUUAAAUGUAGAUGUCCUCCAGAACAUGUAAUGGUUGAUCCAACAGAUUGGAACAAGGGAUGCAAACCGACAUUCACAAUUAGUAGCAAGCAACCACCUGAGGACUUCACAUUUGUUAAGCAACCUCAUGCAGACUUCUAUGGCUUUGAUCUAGGCUCUAACAAAUCCAUCUCGUUUGAAGCAUGUUGGAACAUUUGUUUGAACAUCGACUCAUGCAUAUCUUUCACAUACAUUGGCGGGGAUGGUUGGUGUUACACUAAAGACAUACUCUACAAUGGUCAGGUAUACCCGUAUUUCCUUGGCGACAACUACAUGAAAGUACCGAAGAGUUUCAACAGUUCAGCAUUCUCAAUCUCCAAACAAGAAAAUAUGUAUGGAAUAAAGAGGGACAACAUAAAGUGGAUAUACUUCUAUGUCUUUACUGCAAUAUUGGGAGCUCUAGAGGUUCUUGUUAUUGUGACAGGGUGGUGUGUUUUUUUCAGAAAUAGUAACAUGCCCAAGUCAAUGGAGGAUGGAUACAAGAUGAUAACAAGCCAUUUCAGGCGGUUUACAUACAGAGAAUUGAGGGAAGCAACUGGAAAGUUCAAAGAAGAGAUUGGGAGAGGAGGCACUGGAAUUGUUUAUAGAGGAGUACUUGAAGAUAAGAGAUUAGUGGCAGUAAAGAAACUUUCAGAUGUUGAGCAGGGAGAGCAGGAAUUUUGGGCAGAAGUGACUCUAAUUGGAAGGAUCAAUCACAUGAAUUUGGUCAGGAUGAUGGGAUUUUGCUCAGAAGGGAAAAACAGGCUAUUAGUAUAUGAGUAUGUGGAGAAUGGGUCACUAGACAAGUACCUCUUUGGUGAGAGAAUUACUGAAAGUCUGCUCGGCUGGAGGCAAAGAUACAAGAUUGCCUUGGGCACAGCAAGGGGUCUUGCUUAUCUUCAUCAUGAAUGCCUUGAGUGGAUUGUCCUUUGUGACGUGAAGCCAGAGAACAUACUCCUAACUCGAAAUUUCGAUGCCAAAAUAGCAGACUUUGGAUUAGCCAAGCUUGCAAAGCGAGAUAGUUCUAGCUUCAAUUUCACCCACAUGAGCGGCACAAUGGGCUACAUGGCACCAGAAUGGGCGCUGAAUAUGCCGAUCAAUGCGAAGGUCGAUGUUUACAGCUAUGGCGUUGUGCUUCUAGAGAUUGUGACUGGAACUAGGGUUUCAAGUGGCAUAAUUGUCGAUGAAACACAAGUUGAGUUUCCAGACUUUAUCGAGAAGGCUAAACAGAUCCUGGCUACCGAGCGUAUCACUGAUCUAGUGGACGGCAAACUGAAGGGGUGUUUUGAUCCAGAGCAGGCUAUUGCAAUGGUGAGAAUAGCUGUUUCGUGCCUUGGAGACAGAAGCAAGAGGCCUACAAUGGACAAAAGCAUGAAGGCUCUUAUGGCAUAUGAUGAUGAAGACGACCAUCCUGCCUAUGCAUAUUAA
Lolium rigidum is the source of this 2337-nucleotide messenger RNA. RefSeq names its product putative receptor protein kinase ZmPK1. Gene Ontology annotation, molecular function: protein serine/threonine kinase activity; ATP binding. The coding region runs from base 1 to 2337 and encodes 778 amino acids. Gene Ontology annotation, biological process: protein phosphorylation; recognition of pollen. The record is from RefSeq and is a predicted model, not a curated record. The transcript has a single exon. NCBI's taxonomy places the organism in Eukaryota, Viridiplantae, Streptophyta, Magnoliopsida, Poales, Poaceae.